Molecule: messenger RNA, 2837 nt
Organism: Xiphophorus couchianus (Monterrey platyfish)
Lineage: Eukaryota; Metazoa; Chordata; Actinopteri; Cyprinodontiformes; Poeciliidae
Gene: erf
Product: Ets2 repressor factor
Exons: 5
Coding region: 608-2443 (611 amino acids)
Biological process (GO): regulation of transcription by RNA polymerase II; cell differentiation
Cellular component (GO): nucleus
Molecular function (GO): DNA-binding transcription factor activity, RNA polymerase II-specific; sequence-specific DNA binding
Source: RefSeq, a predicted model, not a curated record
GGCGGCCCCGUGUGGCAGGAGGAGAGCGAAACACGACACCCCGGCCGUGUAAGAAGGAGGAGGGGGUGCUGGAGAGAGAACACGAAGUGACUGAGUGGAAAAAGGAGAAAAAGAGGGGGCACAGAGAAAGAAGUGAGUUGGCUUUGGUACUUUUGUUUCUCCCCGAAGCGCGGCUGUUGUCAGGAGGAAGAUGCUGCCGCUGCCCCGGAGGACUCCAACAUGCGACACCGCCGCCGCUGCUGCAGCGAUAGGAGUGAAAAUUUAAACUCGCCACAUUCCGUUGCUCCAGAAGCGGCCAACGGCAGCACAGACUGACUCCUCCAAACUUUCACCAUUCAGCCGGACCGGACUGGAUUUCUCCCCCUCCUCCCCCACAGCUCCAGAGGCUUUGGGGCAACUUUACUGAUUUAAACCAGCAGCUUUCACAGUGAAUCCGUGUGUUUUAAACUCCAUUCGGGGUUUUUUUUCUCGGCUCUUUUUUUGGCUAGAACAACACCGGGGGGUGGAAGGAGUGCGGAGCCGCUGCUAACUCAGCUAAAAGCUACCGUCUGAAGUUCCCCGUCGACGGGAUUGGAGACGGAGGGAGCCGCCAAAGACUUCGACAAAGAUGAAAACCCCGGCAGAGACGGGGUUCGCCUUCCCAGAGUGGGCCUACAAGCCGGAGUCGAGCCCGGGCUCCAGGCAGAUCCAGCUGUGGCACUUCAUCCUGGAACUGCUGAGGAAGCAGGAAUACAACGACGUGAUCGCCUGGCAGGGCGACUACGGCGAGUUCGUCAUCAAGGACCCGGACGAAGUGGCCCGCCUGUGGGGCGCCCGGAAGUGCAAACCGCAGAUGAACUAUGACAAGCUGAGUCGGGCUCUGAGAUACUACUACAACAAGCGGAUCCUCCACAAGACCAAAGGGAAGAGGUUCACCUACAAGUUCAACUUCAACAAACUGGUGCUCGUCAAUUACCCCUUCAUCGACAUGGGCUCUGGUCGUGGAGUGCCUCAGAGUGCGCCCCCCGUCCCGACCGGAGGAACACAUUUCCGCUUCCCGCCCUCCACCCCGUCGGAGGUUCUGUCCUCCAGCGAGGAGCUGCGCAGCCCCGGCGUGUUCAGCACCGUGGCGCGCCGCAUGGCCCGCGGCUCCGUCAGCGACUGCAGCGACGGCACCUCCACCAACUCCGAGCUAGAGGAGGCGGCGGUGGCCGACGAGCGCGCCAUCGGGCCCGACCGGGCCUUCCGAGGGCUCCUCGCCCCCCGCCUGCCUCACGAGUCCCUGUUCAGGUUCUACGGGGGUCACCCGACCCCAGCGGGGUUACCCAGGCCUGCACCCAGGGUCCACCCCGACCCUCUGUCCCCGUUCCCCGUGUCCCCCCUGCCCGGGCCCGGAGGCCUGCUGUCCCCCGCCCUGUCCAUGACCCCCACCCCCCACCUGGCCUACACCCCGUCCCCCUCCUUGUCGUCCCCCAUGAUGGGCUCCCACUUCUCCUUCAACCCGGAGGACAUGAAGCACUACCUGCAGGCCCACACCCAGUCCGUUUACAACUACCACCUCAGCCCCCGGGCCUUCCUGCACUACCCCAACAUCAUCGUCCCCCAGCCCCACCGCCCCACCCUGGAGAAACCCGCCCCCCACCACCUGCAGCUCCCGCCCAUGCCGCUGCCGCUCGGCCAGCAGCCGACCGACGACGCGCACGCCUCGCCGUUCAAGUUCAAGCUGCAGCCGCCACCGCUCGGCCGCAAGCAGAGGGAGGCGGGGAGCUCGCUGGCCGCCGCCUCCUCCUCCAACCACGCUUCCUCGUUUACCGGCGCCGGUCCGAACGCCGGGUCUGCUGCGGGAGGAGCGCCGCCGAAGAUCAAGGUGGAGCCGGUCUCCGACCUGUCUGAGGAAGACGUGGAGGUGACCGACAUCAGCGAGGAAGACGAGAUGAACCCCAACAGCGAGGAAGAGGAGGGAGACAUGUUCCCCCCUCUUCCUCACAGCCGUCAUCAUACUCAUCUCCAUCUGAAGAACGGGAACGGCGGCAGCCCGUCCGCUCCUCAUCCAGAGGAAGACCCCGACGAUGACGAAGAGGUGUUCAAAACUCCCGCCACUCCGCCUCCUGGCGGCGCCGCCGCCUUCUCGCUGAUGGGCCUGAAGACCGAGCCGGGCCAGGCGGCGGCGGCGCCCGUCAGUCCCGGCGGAACCCGCUGCAUCCCGCUCAAACUGCGCUUCAAACGCCGCUGGAGCGAAGACCAGCGGAUGGAGGCGGACGGAGACCGGGACGAGGCGGAGGACAAGAAAGUGAGAGGAGAGGGAGAGGACCAGGAAGACGGGAAGAGAGAGGGAGAGGAGAGCGGCGGAGCAAGAGGAGUGAUCCUGGGCCUGAUGCUGCCGCCGGCGCCGACCCAACGCCGAGCGAGCUCCGAGCUGCAGAGAGCUACGGCGCAGCUGUCGCUGGAAAACGCCAGCUGCUGAAAAACAAACCCAACAUGGCAGGUUCUGCAGAUCCAGACGUUCAGCCAGAGCCGGAAAUCUGGCUUUAGUAAACGUAGCAGGUUUCAUAUAAUGUUUUCAAAAAACCAGAACCAACAGUUUUGUUCUUUGCUUUUAGCUGAACUCAUUUGGGUCGUUUGCAGGAAGAUUUGUGCAAUAAUUCACAAAUUCUGGCUUCAGUUACCUAAAUCAGGUGUCCAAAGUGUGGCCCGAGGGCCUUUUGUGGCACUCAAAGUGAUUUUGUGUGGCCCUCAACCAAAAUACAAAAAUCACACAAACUUGAUAGUCCAGCUCAGUGUUGGAGGUAUGCAGUUAAACAAAUCAUUUAAAAAAAAGAUGUGAAUUAAAGUCUCCUAAAUAUUAAAUAUGGAAUGUA